AGCCUCAUUUCAACCAAUGCUCCGGAACACUGUUUUGGAGCACUAGUGUGUCGAGACGUGUGUCGUCGACACUGGGUGUCGAACUCCCUACUUAAUAACUCUACGGAUCAUAUAUUCACGCAACUCUACAUCAAGAUGAAGAGCGCACUUAUACUUGUUAUUUCCUCAUUUUUCUUGAUCGGUGUGUUUGGUGAGUUAGUGUCAGUGAUGCAGGGAUAUUCAGUCACUUUACACACUGAUCAUACUGAAAUACAGAGAGCUGAUACUGUAGAGUGGAGGUUAAAUGAAGUGCGUAUAGCUAAAAUCAGUAUGGACUCCAGUGGUGUUAUCUCAGAUUCGGUUAGUUCUGAUGAAGCAUCCAGAGACAGACUGCAGCUGGACAGACAGACUGGAGAUCUCAAGAUCACAAACUUCAAAACCACAGACUCUGGACAAUAUAAACUGAAGAUCAAAAGCACCAGAGGGUCCUCAGAGAAGACAUUCAGUGUCAGUGUCAAGUUCACUGCUGAUAAAGAUCCAGUGAAGUCAGUGUCAGUGACAGUGGGAAAGCCUGUCACUCUAAAAACUGAAAAACAGAAAAAUCAAGGGAUGAAGUGGAGGUUUGGAUCUCAAAAAACUGUAAUAGCUGAACUCAAAGUACGGGCUGACAGCUUCACUGUAUAUGAUGAUGUUCUUGAUGGGAUAUUCAGAGACAGACUGAAGCUGGACAAUCAAACUGGAUCUCUGACCAUCACAAACACCACAAAUGAACAUGCUGGAGUUUAUGAAGCUGAGCUCAGAGGCAGCAGUUACACCAUACACAAGACAUUCAAUGUGACUGUCACAGAUGUGAAGUCAGUAUCAGUGGAGGGAGAUUCUGUCACUCUACACUCUGGUCUCGCUCAAAUACAGACAGAUGAUGUGAUACUGUGGAGGUUUGGAGCUCAAGACAACAUCAUCGCUAGCUUAAAUGGCCCUGUUGUUGACCCGAGAUGGAGCAACAUGCAUCUAAAUAAGCAGACCGGAGAUCUCACCAUCAGUAACAUCCAAAGAAAUCAGUUUGGAGAUUAUAAAGUAGAGUUCAACACCACCAAUAUGAUCUCACACAGGAAAUACCAUAUUAUCAGUGGUGAGUAGAUAUUUUUAUUGUAUUUAUUGAAUUAUUGUAAAUUCUAUAACAAUUAUCAUAUAUAGAGUGAUCACUCCAGUCAAGAUCCAGUUUAGAUGUUGAAAUUAACACAUUUCUACAAUUUCAAUAUUAAUGAGAGGCUAAAGGACAAGGCAUUUUAUGUAGCUUAGGCUAGUGUUUCACAACCCUGUUCCUGGAGCCACGGUAAAGGGAAAGGAGUUAAAAACAGAGAUGUGAAGUUAGAUACUUUCUUCUUCCUGUAAAUACUGACACUCAAGCAGUAUCUGUGAUGGAAAUAAAACAGGCUUGUUCAAGAUGCAUCGGUGCUGCGCAGACCGAUAUGGGUGUAUGACAUCAACGUACCGCGUGAGCGAUUCAAAAGCAUCGCUCUUGCUGUACUUUGAUGUCAAAUGCUGAUUGUUUGGCACAGCGCCGACAGAGGUGGACAUUCCAGGGAUCAGAAAGUAAAAGUCCUGCCAUAUUUUUAUCUCAUCCACUGAAGCAUUAAUGAGAUAAUUAAGUGAUAAAUUGUGUGAUGAUUGAGCAUUAUUGAAGACACCUGAUGAU
Messenger RNA from Megalobrama amblycephala (Wuchang bream), 1675 nucleotides. RefSeq lists its product as uncharacterized. NCBI's taxonomy places the organism in Eukaryota, Metazoa, Chordata, Actinopteri, Cypriniformes, Xenocyprididae. The record is from RefSeq and is a predicted model, not a curated record. The transcript has 4 exons. Bases 136 to 1116 code for a protein of 326 amino acids.